CUUUGUGACAUUAUUUUCUGAGCUUUACUCCACAUCAGAAGUGUUGGAGCAAUUUUUCUGAAGAUGAAGUUUGAGAAUGUACUGGCAGAGUUGAACGGCUUUGGGAGAUUCCAACUAAAGACGAUCCUCUUGAUGAUAAUUCCUCGUGUGACUUUGCCUUUUCACUUCCUGCUGAAUAAUUUCAUUGCAGUGAUUCCCUCUCACCACUGCAACAUCAGCUCUCUGGAUGAUGGAGGUAUUUUUAGGAAUUUAUCCCUGGCAGAGAGGCUUGUUGUUAGUAUUCCAGUCCAGGAAGAUGGGACUCUGAACUCCUGUGAGAUGUUCACAGAGCCUCAGUAUCAUCUGCUGCUAAACUCCUCCAACAUGACUGAACUAUCCACAGUGCCAUGCCAGAGUGGAUGGGUGUAUGACAACACCAACUUCAAGUCUGCACUGGCCACAGAGUGGGAUCUGGUUUGCGAUAAGAGACGAGUGAACAGAGCCACAGCCACUAUCUUCUUCAUGGGGGUCAUGCUUGGAGCACCAGUAUUUGGCUAUCUUAGUGACAGGUUUGGCAGGAAAAUAAUGCUUCUGGUGUCCUAUGUGAUAACCACUAUCUUUGGAUUGGCAAGUGCUUUCUCAUAUAAUUUCACCAUGUUUGCUGUCAUGAGGUUCUUCACUGGAUUUGGAAUUUCUGGAAUAAGUAUCAUCACCAUAGUCCUUUGUAUUGAAUGGGUGGACAUUAAGCAUCGAACUGCAGUGGGUGUUUUCAUGAGCAUGGACUGGAGUGUUUGUACUGCUGUGCUACCUAUUUUGGGCUAUUUUGUGAAUGACUGGAGGCACCUCACCAUCACGGUAACAGCCCCACUGUUUCUCGCAAUGAUUACUUGGUGGUGGCUCCCUGAGUCAGCUAGAUGGCAGAUAAGUAACGGAAAGAUCAACAGUGCUCAUUAUUACUUGAGCAAGUGUGCAAAAACCAACGGAAGAGAGCAGUUCAUGGCUGACCUGAAGCCUGAGGUUCUGUCUAAAGUAAUACUUGUUGAAAAUGAAAACAGAAAAUAUUCCUAUCUGGACCUUGUGAGGACCCCCAGAAUGAGGAGACGGGCUGUACUCACUGGACUUGUUUGGUUUGGAGUGGCCUGUACAUAUUACGGAAUCAGCUUGAAUGUUGCUGGAUUUGGUCUGAAUAUUUAUCUCACCCAGUUCAUCUAUGGAGCUAUUGAACUUCCAGCAAAAUUUUUUGUCUUUUUCUCCCUGAAAAGAAUUGGCCGAAGACUGAAUCAGUCAGGAACACUAGUUAUAACUGCACUGUGUAUAUUCUGCAACAUAUUGAUCCCACAAGAUCAAGGGCUGUUUCGGACAGCUGUGGGAGCUUUGGGCAAGAUGUUUGCAGAGGCAUCUUUUACAACUGUCUAUCUGUACACAUCAGAGCUUUAUCCCACAGUAAUGAGGCAAAAUGGAUUGGGUUACUGUGCCUUCAUGGCUCGUAGUGGCGUGUCUCUGUCCCCCCUGAUCAUGCUUCUGGAAGAUAUUUGGGGCUAUUUACCGAGCACUGUUUUCACCCUGGUGGCUGUUGGUGCAGGGCUGUCAGCCUCUUUUCUUCCAGAGACACAAAACAUCCGUCUACCAGAGACUAUUGAGGAUGUGGAACACACAAGGAGAAGAUCAGUCUGCACAUCUAAUGAGAAAUCUCAACCCCCCAACAUUUUCUUGGAACCAAAAGGCCCAUAAACCGAGUUACAGGGCAGAUCAGUGGUGAUAAUGUGUUUUAACGAUAUAAAAUAAAAAAGCAAGCAUUUAUAAAAUAAUUUUAAUA
This is a messenger RNA of Plectropomus leopardus (leopard coralgrouper), 1795 nucleotides long. RefSeq names its product solute carrier family 22 member 7-like. Gene Ontology annotation, cellular component: membrane. Gene Ontology annotation, biological process: transmembrane transport. The record is from RefSeq and is a predicted model, not a curated record. Lineage: Eukaryota; Metazoa; Chordata; Actinopteri; Perciformes; Serranidae. Gene Ontology annotation, molecular function: transmembrane transporter activity.